ACAUAUAUAUAUAUAUAUAUAUAUGUAUGUGUGUGUGUAUGUGUGUAUGUAUGUAUAUAUAUAAAGUUAUAUAUAGGCACAUCGGGUAAGCCCUUGGCCAGGUACCGGUGGCACGCCAGCAGGAAGUAGGUAGCACCUGAGUAACAUGGGCGUCUUGGGCUGAGCCACUGAGCACGUUGUUUGACUUCACCAAUCGUGCGUGCUCAAUUGAACAUUUCAAUUGACAACAUUGGAAUGCUCCCUCACUCACUCGGUGCCGUGCUUGUUGUUCCUGGCACGCAGUCCAGUGCACAUGUAACCUGCAGCAGCUUGCAGUUAGCCGCUAGGCGGGCUGGACUUGGUUCUUACAUGGCAAGUGUGGCUAAUGACCCAACCCAACCUUGAACACCAAAAAGUCGAUGACGACGGCUUGUGGCCCUUUCAUCUCGACAUCUUCUCUCAUUCCACCAGCAGAGUGCGUACCGCCUUCCGAAACAGACCCCCUCUCCACACAGGCACAAUCACACCAGCCCAUCCAGGGUCUCUUGUCGUUGCACCUGAGCCAGCAAUGCCUAUUCGCAAUCCCUUCCGUCGCGCCGGGGCCGCCGACUUGCUCGAGGACCGGCCAGCCGCGGAACGUGCAUCCCAGAUCGAUAUAAACACUGCAAGCACAGGCGCGAAGCCACUGCAGAACAAGGAGCCUGCCGAGUACAAGUUGAGCGAGAUCAACGACAGCGGAGUAUAUCUGCCACCGUCACCCACACAGGAAAAGCCCAGCUUCUGGCACUCCAAGUCAAACACGUCCACGACAUCCUCCAAUCACAGGAGCCUUUUGAGCGAGAAUGAACCCUUCAGCAUCUCUCGGGAAAGCUUCGAGUCCUACAGGAGAUCAUUCGACAUAUCCGCUCGUUCCCCAGUCCCCGAAAACUUAGAUCAGUACUCUCGCGGGUCGCUCGAUGCUCGGAGGUCCAUGGACGCAAAACGCUCUCUGGAUAUACGUCGUUCAAGAGCUGUUCCACGGUCUUCGUUGCAGGAGCGACGCCCCGGAACGGCUGCGGAAGUGACCGCCGAGCAAGAUUUCGAAGAUGUGGGGUUGAAUGAUGAGCCCAAGAUAACCAAGAAGCGCGGCAUCUUCUCUCGCUUUGCAGAUAAUAGCGACAAUGAGUCCAAGGAGGAACGACCCUCGUCAGGUCAUCAUCACUUCGGGUUUGGGGGUCGGAAACGAGCGCAAAGUGGUAGCCAGGGCUCAGAGAUGAAGAGCAUGCCGAAGGAUGCCCCUCCUGCCGACACACCUGUCGAGACGCGGUGA
Messenger RNA from Periconia digitata, 1288 nucleotides. NCBI's taxonomy places the organism in Eukaryota, Fungi, Ascomycota, Dothideomycetes, Pleosporales, Periconiaceae. The record is from the annotation of a GenBank genome assembly.